Molecule: messenger RNA, 1685 nt
Organism: Dunckerocampus dactyliophorus (ringed pipefish)
Lineage: Eukaryota; Metazoa; Chordata; Actinopteri; Syngnathiformes; Syngnathidae
Gene: asphd1
Product: aspartate beta-hydroxylase domain containing 1
Exons: 6
Coding region: 212-1273 (353 amino acids)
Source: RefSeq, a predicted model, not a curated record
UUGCUGCUCACUGACGGCUUGACGCAUUCGGCUCUGAUGUGGGGGCUUCUGUGACUGUGUGGAGGCGCCAGGCGCGCUCUAGUGGCCGCGCGGUGUAACUGCAGGGAGUCGCAAGGCAGAAGAUCCAGGAGGAGCGAGAACGGUGCUGGGGCGUGCGAGUGUGAGCCACCUCGGCGCUAUUUAUCAAGUGUUUUAGCGCCCAAUUGAAAGGAUGCAGUGGUCCGUGAACUCACUGCCCUUGCCUCCAUAUGUUGAGGUGAGUGGCCUUCUGUGGACGCUCCUGCUCUUGUUCCUGUGGCACUGUUACCGAAUGGGCUCAGAUCUCCCAUUGGUGGCUCAUGCACAAGGGGGAAAAGCGGGUUCAAGAAGGUCUGCUAGUGGAAGCUGUGCUGGUAGAAAGUACAAUGACCACUACAAGCUUUACAAUGGUGAUCCAAAGAGGCCUUUUAUUAGCAUGGAACCCGAAGAGGAUGAGGAGCUCGGGCGGGGAUAUGUCACGCCAGUGCUGAGCCAUGCCGUGUUCCCAGUCCACGCAUCCGCAGGGGCCAGGAAACUCUACUCAGCCCUGCAAGAAUAUGCCAAACGCUACAGCUGGGUGGGAAUGGGUCGCAUACAUAAAGGCCUUCGAGAACAGGUCAGACUGAAUGAUCAUUCGACUAUACAAAAGCCACACCUCUUCUUCCUGCCGGAUGUCCCGAGUGUUCCUUUCUUUCCACGUGAUGCCCACAGGCAUGACAUUGAAGUCCUGGAAGCCAACUAUUGUGCCAUCCUGGGAGAGUUCCAGGCUGUGUACCAGAGAGGCACCGACUCCGAAGUUGGCUGGACUUUUAUGGGGCCUAAGGGCCAGGCUGUGUUUCCACUGUACAGUGCAGGCGAGUGCGUGGCGGCCAACUGUCGCUCCUGUCCCUGCACGUACCGGACACUGCUCUCUCUUCGCACAUUCAUAAGCAGCAACUCUUUGGGAUCCGCUGGAUUUUGGUUGCUGGGGCCAGGUUCUACACUGGGGAGCUCGUACGGACCCACUAAUGCACGGCUGCGCUGUCAUCUAGGUCUGCAAACCCCCCCUCUGUGUGAGCUGGUGGUGGGAGGGGAGCCUCAGUGCUGGUCUGAGGGACACUGCCUCCUGUUUGAUGACUCAUUCCUACACACGGUCUCGCACAAAGGGCCCCCAGAAGCUGGACCCCGAGUCAUUCUCAGUGUGGACCUCUGGCAUCCGAAUGUGGCUGCAGCUGAGAGACAAGCGCUGGACUUCAUGUUCAGCCCCAAUCUCUGAGCGGGCCAUCACUGUGAGCUGUGACUUGUCAAUCCAUGCUGACCUUGGACCUGGCGGUUAUGCAACACGCGGGGGUGCCUUAUGUGAACCCCGCACGUUCAUACAUUUAACCCCAGUCUGUGAAUCACAUUUGCUCACACUGGAGUGCAUGAAAAUAUUACUACGGAUGAACUUUGGCGUACAAGAAGACCGAAUUUAACACCCAAGCCGAUGAGUCAUUCUUUCCUCCACACCACGACGUUACAUAAUAUACUCACAAAUACUGUUUGCAUGUGAAACGUGAAGUGCUCUGAAUGCAGCCAACAUACAUUCAUGAAAUAAAAAUGGAAAUUCCAGUUUGUCUUUGCUCUGCUUUUUGAUGUAGAAGGCCACAAGUAUUUAUCAUGCCAUUGUUUUCUUUGCCUUUGGCCUG